AUGCAUCCCAAAGAAUUUGAGCAAAAGCGAAAAGUGAAACACAAAACCAAUGUCAAAUUUGUGUUCUUAAUUUUUGCUAAGUGUGUUAAUAACGCAAAGAAGACGGGACGGACAAAGCUCAGAGGCGGUGAGACAGCGAUGCGCUACGGCAGCCGUGCGCUCGUACUUUCCGGCAGAGAAAUGGACCGAUGCUGUGGUGAACCGCGACGCGACUUGGACCCCCACAUGGACAAACUCUUGACGCCGGCGAAGAGGCGCCGCCGCACUCCGCCGUCGCUCUUCGACGCCGCGCCUACCGACAAGCACUAUUGA
This is a messenger RNA of Leptosia nina, 312 nucleotides long. Lineage: Eukaryota; Metazoa; Arthropoda; Insecta; Lepidoptera; Pieridae. The record is from the annotation of a GenBank genome assembly.